CGGCGAAAAGUUAAAAAUAUGGUAAUGAGCUACGUAACACAAACUAAAAAAAUACUACUAGAAUAAAAAAGAAAAAAGAAUAGUAAAAGAUGAGGUCCCACCUGAUUACUGACAAAUCUGUGCCAGUCUCCUUUCCACUCCACACCUAGCAAAAGUCUUCCUAAACCCGCAAACAAUCAUUCAUAAACUAACCCCAACUCGCACCAAACCAAACUCAUCUCACUUCCUCUUCCUCAAUUUCCUCCCGAUCUGGGCUUUUCUGAUUCGGGUUUUUGUGGGAAUUCUAACGCCGGAUUGUAUCGAAAGAAUCUCUCUUUAAGGUUUGUCUCUUCACUCUUAUCUUCUUACAACGACUCUAUAUGUCUUAGCUUAUUAUGUGUAAAACCAGAAUCUCGUUAGAAACAGAAUUAUCUGCAAGUUUUGAACCGGUUAACUGGUAAUUGGAUCACAUUUUUUGUUGAAUUACUUUGCUGGGAUUUUGUUUAUCUUGCUGGUGGAGCCGAUCAGGGUGGUGUUGUUUGAUUCGGUUUCUGUUCCAGGAGAUCCGGAGAAAAUGGCAGCAUCAAAUGCUGGGACUAUGGAGAAAAGGGGUUCCUUGAAAACUACUGAUUCUUUUAGAACUGAAAAUGUCCCUGAAACUGGUCCUCUCGCCAUCAUCGUUCUUGGCGCCUCUGGUGAUCUUGCCAAGAAAAAAACCUUCCCUGCACUCUUCAAUCUUUAUCGCCAGGGAUUCUUGCAGUCUGAUGAAGUUGCCAUUUUUGGCUAUGCAAGGACUAAGCUUUCCGAUGAUGAGCUGAGAGAUCGGAUUCGAGGGUAUCUUUCCCAUGGCAAAGACAAUACUGAAGAUUUAACGAAAUUUCUGCAACUGAUUAAAUAUGUAAGUGGUGCCUAUGAUGCCGAGGAGGGUUUCCGAGCACUGGAUAAGGCUAUCGCUGAGCAUGAAGCAUCAAAAUUGAGUCCAGGAGAGUCUCCUCGAAGGCUAUUCUACCUUGCUCUUCCUCCUUCAGUAUAUCCAUCCGUAUGCAAAAUGAUCAAAUUCUAUUGCACACCCAAAGCUGAUCUUGGUGGAUGGAUGCGUGUUGUUGUUGAGAAGCCCUUUGGAAAAGAUUUGGCAUCUGCUGAAGAACUCAGUUCCCAGAUUGGAGCAUUAUUUGAUGAACCCCAAAUCUACCGUAUUGAUCAUUAUUUGGGAAAGGAAUUGGUGCAGAACUUGUUGGUACUGCGUUUUGCUAAUCGGUUCUUCUUACCACUAUGGAACCGUGACCACAUUGAUAAUGUUCAGAUUGUUUUCAGAGAGGAUUUUGGAACUGAGGGCCGUGGUGGAUACUUUGAUCAAUAUGGAAUUAUCCGUGACAUUAUUCAAAAUCACUUGUUACAGGUUUUCUGUCUCCUUGCCAUGGAAAAGCCUGUUUCAAUAAAACCAGAGCAUAUACGAGAUGAAAAAGUGAAGGUGCUUCAAUCAGUAUUACCAAUUAAGGAUGAAGAUGUUGUUCUUGGACAAUACGAUGGCUAUACUGAAGAUCCCACCGUUCCAGACAAUUCCAACACUCCUACUUUUGCAUCUGUAAUUUUGAGGAUCCACAAUGAGCGGUGGGAAGGUGUGCCUUUUAUACUUAAGGCUGGGAAGGCAUUGAAUUCAAGAAAGGCUGACGUGCGUAUACAAUUUAAGGAAGUGCCUGGCGAUAUAUUUAAAUGUCAAAAACAAGGGAGGAAUGAAUUUGUUAUUCGUCUUCAACCUUCAGAAGCCAUGUACAUGAAGUUGACGGUCAAGCAACCAGGGCUGGAAAUGUCCACAGUUCAGAGUGAGUUGGACUUGUCAUACAGACAGCGGUAUCAAGGGGCUGUGAUUCCUGAGGCGUACGAGCGCCUAAUCCUUGAUACAAUAAGAGGUGAUCAGCAGCAUUUUGUUCGCCGAGACGAGUUGAAGGAAGCCUGGGAGAUCUUCACCCCAGUUCUGCACAGGAUAGAUGGUGGAGAGUUGAAGUGUGUUAAAUAUAAGCCGGGCAGCAGGGGCCCCACAGAAGCCGAUGAGUUGUUGCAACGAGCUGGUUAUGUUCAGACCCACGGCUAUAUUUGGGUGCCACCAAGUCUGUAGAGUUGUCUAACUCAAUAUUCAGAGCUAAUAAAGGGAGCGAGCAUCUGGCUAUGCUAAUAGUUGCAGAGUUGUCGUGUUUCAGUUUUCUUAUCAAAAUACUGUAUUUUCUCAUCAUUUCUUCCUUUUUGUUUGUCUUAUAAUAAAACAGGCUGUAUAAGUGUGUUACGUUAGGGAACUUUUAUGUUGAGGUUUCUUUGUCCACCAAAAUAUAUAUAUAUAUAUAUAUA
Messenger RNA from Oldenlandia corymbosa var. corymbosa, 2322 nucleotides. The record is from the annotation of a GenBank genome assembly. Lineage: Eukaryota; Viridiplantae; Streptophyta; Magnoliopsida; Gentianales; Rubiaceae.